AUGGACCGCGACGAAUUCCGAACGGCGGCGCAUGCCGCAAUUGACGACAUCUUGGGCUAUUUCGACAGCGUGCCCGAUCGAAGAGUUCUCCCCGCACUUGAACCCGGAUACCUUCGGCCUCUGAUCCCCGAGAACCCGCCUGCAGAACCGGAGACCUGGGAGCAGAUCCAACAGGAUGUCGACACAAAGAUUAAGCCAGGCUUGACCCAUUGGCAGUCGCCGAACUUCAUGGCCUAUUACCCCGCGAGCGUAACAUACCCCAGUAUCCUUGGUGAGAUGUACUCCGCGGCAUUCACAGCGCCAGCAUUCAAUUGGCUAUGCUCGCCGGCUUGCACGGAGAUGGAAACUAUCGUUAUGGACUGGGUUGCUAAGGCACUUGGACUUCCCGCGUGCUUCCUGAGCACCUCUGAGAACCUUGGUGGUGGUGUAAUUCAAAAUAGUGCUAGUGAUGCUAUCGCCACCAUGAUGGUCGCGGCGCGUGAGCGACGAGUCCGUGAGUUGGUGUUGGCUGAAGGUCUUGAGGAAGGUACUACAGAAUACGAGGAGCGUAAGAUGGAUCGCCAACCCCGGCUCGUGGCUAUCGCGAGUGAUCAAACACAUAGCAGUGCAGCUAAGGGUGCAUUGAUUGCUGGAACACGUUUCCGUAGCGUAUCUACCCGAUUGGAAGAUAAUAUGGAGAUGACAGGACCUCGUCUGCGUGAGGUUUUAGAGAAGUGUGACAAAGAUGGAUUGGUUCCUUACCAUUUGACCAUGACGUUCGGCACAACCAAUACUUGCAGCAUCGAUCGCUUUGCUGAAAUCAUGGCUGUGCUGCAGGAGAAACCUGCAUGGCAACGCAUCUGGGUCCAUGUCGAUGCUGCCUACGCGGGCGCCUCUCUCGUGGCCGAUGAGUGGCAGUACAUUGCUAAGGAAUUCGCUGAGGGUGUUGAUAGUUUCAACAUGAACAUGCACAAGUGGUUGCUAGUCAACUUCGAUGCGAGCGUUCUCUUUGUCCGCAAUCGACUUGAUCUCACUAAUGCCCUCGACAUCACCCCUACAUACCUCCGCAACCCAUACUCAGAUAUGGGUACUGUGAUUGAUUACCGCAACUGGUCUAUCUCUCUUGGUCGCCGUUUCCGAGCGCUGAAGAUUUGGUUUGUGAUGCGCAGUUAUGGCUUGAAUGGCAUGAAGGCACACAUUCGCAAGACCAUUGGUCUUGGUAAUAUCUUUGCUGAUCUCAUUCGUGGUCGCUCUGAUUUAUUCGAAAUUGCCACUAAGCCCGGUUUCGCUCUAACUGUCUUCCGCGUCAAGAACCCACAAGCAUCCAAUAGCGAUAGUGGUGCAGUCUGCGCCAAAGACGAGGUUGCGGAUGGGAUCACGAAAAAGGUUUACGAGUUGAUCAACUCCCGGGGUGAGAUCUUCAUUACUUCCACUGUUGUGGAUGGCGUCUAUGUCAUUCGAGUGGUCAGUGCGAACCCAAUGGCGGAAGAGAAAUAUGUUCGCAAUGCUUUUGAUAUAAUUGUUCGCACUACUGAAGAGGUUUUGCAACAAAAGUAA
Molecule: messenger RNA, 1536 nt
Organism: Penicillium malachiteum
Lineage: Eukaryota; Fungi; Ascomycota; Eurotiomycetes; Eurotiales; Aspergillaceae
Product: putative aromatic-L-amino-acid decarboxylase
Exons: 3
Coding region: 1-1536 (511 amino acids)
Biological process (GO): amino acid metabolic process
Molecular function (GO): pyridoxal phosphate binding; carboxy-lyase activity
Source: RefSeq, a predicted model, not a curated record